Molecule: messenger RNA, 1359 nt
Organism: Setaria italica (foxtail millet)
Lineage: Eukaryota; Viridiplantae; Streptophyta; Magnoliopsida; Poales; Poaceae
Product: protein HEAT-STRESS-ASSOCIATED 32
Exons: 5
Coding region: 80-979 (299 amino acids)
Source: RefSeq, a predicted model, not a curated record
CUUCCUCCCUUGCUUUUUCUCGAGGGAUCAGACCGUCACAGCGAGAUAGCGAGCGAGCGAGAGGUGACGGCGAGAGACGAUGAGGGGGUGGCGAGAGGAGGUGGUGGCGCUGUCGCUGCGCGGGUACGGCUACGGCAAUGAGGAGGACGACCGGCCGGAGAAGCCGCGCCGGUACGGGGUGACGGAGAUGCGGAGCCCCUUCUACUCCUUGCGCCCCGCCAACCAGGCGCUCCAGGAAAUAUUGGAUUCUCUUGGUCCUUUUGUUGAUGGUCUGAAGUUCUCUGGUGGAUGCCAUAGUUUGAUGGGGAAAGAAUUGGUUAGAGAGAUCACUGAUUUAGCACACAAGCAUGACAUAUACGUGAGCACAGGUGAUUGGGCAGAGCAUCUACUGCGUCAAGGCCCCUCUUCUUUCAAGCAAUAUGUAGAGGAAUGCAAGGCCUUAGGAUUUGACACAAUUGAGCUGAAUGCUGGAUCUCUCAAGCUCCCCGAAGAAGCUCUCCUGAGAUUGGUCCGCCUCAUAAAGAGUAGCGGUCUGAGGGCAAAGCCCCUGUUCUCAGUGAAUUUUGACAGUUCUGAUAUUCCUGCAUCCGGUGAUAGGGCGUUUGGGGCGUAUAUAGCUCCAGUCAAGGAGCAGAGCUCAGAAAGAGUUGAAGAUGUUGACCUGCUGAUUAGGAGGGCGGAGAGAUGCUUGGAAGCAGGUGCAGAUAUGAUCAUGAUCGACGCCGAUGACAUUUGCCAGCGUGCCGACUCCCUGAGAGCAGACAUCGUUGCAAAGAUUGUGGGCCGGCUUGGGCUCGAGAAGACCAUGUUCGAAGCUUCCAACGCCAGCACCUCCGAGUGGUUCGUCAAACGAUACGGCCCAAGGGUGAAUCUCUUCGUAGAUCACUCCGACGUGAUGAAUCUGGAGCGCCUGCGGGGGUUCAACAUGCGCAGAAGCAACCCGGCCUCCCGUUUAACCUCACCGUUCUUCCUGAUGUAAGGAACUUUUCCUGAACCCGGAGUUAGAGACGGUUUCCAGUGCCCAUGGAGAUCUAGCUCUGCUUCUUCAGUCGCCAGCUUGUUAUGGCCUCAAUAUAACUACCAGCGAGGUUUAUCAAAAAAAAAAAAAAAAAAACUACCGGCGAGCAAUGCGACAGUAUCUGUUGCGUUAUCAACAACUGCUGUAAUAAUAGGUUCUGUCAUUCUGUGUAGACUGUAGAGUGCUGUAUGGAUGUUUGUGUCUAUACCGUCGUUGCACCAGAUUUGUGUUCGGCUUUGCCAUGCUAGUCUGUGCGUGUCAGUGUGUGCAGUUGCACGCGUGCGAGACACCGGAUUUUUUGAGGAUCUGAACGGUUCUCUGGGAGCGGAGAUUCUGCGUCU